AAGACACCGACGUCCGUGAGACUCGAGGCGCUUACUUUAUUAUAAAGAAGGAAUAUCACCAAGAGGACACGAGUAACGUUUCCUCAACAAAGUUUCCUCACAACCAGCCUCAAAUACUUUCGAUUUGACGGCCCCAUGGUUCCACGACGAUAAUACAAAUGUCCUCUCAACUCCUGUCCCUCGCGGGAUGGGCAUUCCUACCAAAUCUCGCCACCAACGCCCUCCAAUCCGUCUGGUACGGCAUCACCAUCCGCGCCGGCGACCCCAAACCCCAACCUUCCACCCCCCUCCACAACACCCACCGCCGCCGCAUCCACAUCGCCGUCAUAACCACCUACCUCCUCUACACCAUCUACGAAGCGCACCACACCAUCCGCCAAUCCUCCGACUACUACCAAGACCUAGGUCUCCCCCACUCCGCCUCAGAUCGCGAGAUCAAAUCCCGUUUCCGCCGCCUCGCCGCCCUCUACCACCCCGACAAAGUCGCCGAGACAGCCACAUCCACUGACUUCUUCCGCCACCUCAAGACCGCCCAGGACACCCUCCUCAACCCCGCCGCGCGCUUCGCAUAUGACCGCUUCGGGCCCGACAUCGUAGGCUGGGCGAACAAGUCGUCCAUCCGCGAUUACCUCACCGUCGGCGCCGUCGGGAUCAUGCAAUACUACGGCAUCGGCGCGGUGAUGAUGUACGUCCUCGGCCUGACGGGCCACCUCCAAUUCGGAGUCUACUGGCGCUGGUUUGGCCUUCUCAGCCUCGCUGUGUUAGAAGCGCAUAUCGCCUCCCGCCCAUACGCACCGCGCUUCGCCUCGCACCUCCUCAACCCCCUCCUCACGAACGUGGGGGGCCAACCACCAUACUUGCCUUUCCAACUCAUCGCCAUCCUGCGCAAAUGCGCAUUAACCCUCUUCAUCGCGCUCUCGCAACUCGGCCCCCUCCUAUCCUCGCCGCAAGCAGCAGCGAAAUCGGGGACGGAGGAAGAGCGGCUGACCAGGCAGGUGGAGCGGAUUGCCGCGCUGGCGGGAGCGGCGGACGCAGAGGCGUCGAGGUUGGUGGCUAUGGAGAUGGCGCCGUUUGUGGGGGAUGAGGGGGCGGUGAGGGAGGUGCAGAGGAGGACGAGCGAGUGGUUGGUUAGUAAUACUAUUAGGUCUGAUCCGGAGGUGAGGGAUGCGUUGGGGAAUGUGUUGAAGAGGAGGCGGGUGGAUGCGCCGGCGGGGGCGAGGGGCAAUAGAUAGAGGUUGGGUGAUAAGGGGUGGGAUGAGAAGGGGUGUGUAUACCACUUGUUAUGAAGGGAGGGU
This is a messenger RNA of Pseudogymnoascus verrucosus, 1295 nucleotides long. RefSeq lists its product as uncharacterized. The coding region runs from base 159 to 1232 and encodes 357 amino acids. The transcript is spliced from 2 exons. The record is from RefSeq and is a predicted model, not a curated record. Lineage: Eukaryota; Fungi; Ascomycota; Leotiomycetes; Thelebolales; Thelebolaceae. Gene Ontology annotation, molecular function: misfolded protein binding; protein-folding chaperone binding. Gene Ontology annotation, cellular component: endoplasmic reticulum.